Physella acuta is the source of this 603-nucleotide messenger RNA. RefSeq lists its product as uncharacterized. NCBI's taxonomy places the organism in Eukaryota, Metazoa, Mollusca, Gastropoda, Physidae. The record is from RefSeq and is a predicted model, not a curated record.
AUGACCUACUCCAUGACCUACUACCUGACCAACUACACGACCUACUACAUGACCUACUACAUGACCUACUACAUGACCUACUACAUGACCUACUACAUGACCUACUACAUGACUUACUACAUGACCUACUACAUGACUUACUACAUGACUUACUACAUGACCUACUACAUGACCUACUACACGACCUACUAUAUGACCUACUACAUGACCUUCUACAUGACCUUCUACAUGACCUACUACAUGACCUACUACAUGACCUUCUACAUGACCUACUACAUGACUUACUACAUGACCUUCUACAUGACCUACUACAUGACUUACUACAUGACCUUCUACAUGACCUACUACAUGACCUACUACAUGACUUACUACAUGACCUACUACAUGACCUACUACAUGACCUACUACAUGACCUACUACAUGACCUACUACAUGACCUACUACAUGACCUACUACAUGACCUACUACAUGACUUACUACAUGACCUACUACAUGACUUACUACAUGACCUACUACAUGAUCUACUACAUGACCUACUACAUGACUUCAGCUGCAGUUCCCAACACCUACGUGUUGAGGAUAACCGUCCUCCUACGAACAUAA